GUGAAAGUGCUCUCUAGUGAUGUGACGUCCCUGCCUGAGUAUGUCCCAUUUGGUAAACAAAGAAGCAAGAAAAGGAAGGCUAUUACUAGGGCGACUAGGCAUUCGGGGGAGAAGACUGAGCCACUUGCAUCCAUAUCCACUCAAGCGAGGACU
This is a messenger RNA of Ilex paraguariensis (yerba mate), 153 nucleotides long. Lineage: Eukaryota; Viridiplantae; Streptophyta; Magnoliopsida; Aquifoliales; Aquifoliaceae. The record is from the annotation of a GenBank genome assembly.